This is a messenger RNA of Acanthaster planci (crown-of-thorns starfish), 2667 nucleotides long. RefSeq names its product abhydrolase domain containing 10, depalmitoylase (gene abhd10). Gene Ontology annotation, biological process: protein depalmitoylation. NCBI's taxonomy places the organism in Eukaryota, Metazoa, Echinodermata, Asteroidea, Valvatida, Acanthasteridae. The record is from RefSeq and is a predicted model, not a curated record. Gene Ontology annotation, cellular component: mitochondrion. Gene Ontology annotation, molecular function: hydrolase activity, hydrolyzing O-glycosyl compounds; palmitoyl-(protein) hydrolase activity.
GUGUUUCCUAUUUUAUAGCUCCAUGGUUUGAUGUUCUUUUUCUGUUCAGUAUUUUGUAAUCAUAGGUUUAUUUGUUUCAUCGUCAAGUUUACACUGAUUUUGACAGCGUUUCCUUGAAUGCCCCAACUUUUUCAAAUGCCCUGAGAGAGCUCUAACCAUGGUGUUGUGGUCGUGUGUUUACUAGCGGGCCGCACCGAGACCGCUUUGACCUGCCCCUGUACACACAUGGUACAGUACACGUGGGGCCGGAAGAAGUAUUAAGUCGCUUCUCUGGAAGAGCGAUCGCCAGCCCAUUGCACAUGAACAUUUACAGACCUGUGGUACAAGCAAGGCACAUUUGCAAAGAAUUUCUGGCAUUACCUUCCAUAUCUUUAAGCCAGAGGUUGUGUGUCUCAGCCAUGAGCAACUCAUCGGCUAAUGAUCAGGGAGCUGGCGGGGCACCGGUUAUCCAACAUCUUCACAGACAAGGGAACAAUACAGUAGCCUACAGACACACUCCUGGGCAGAACCCAGGGGUGAUGUUUCUCCCCGGCUUCAUGUCAAACAUGAACGGGGGUAAGGCAGUAGCAUUGGAGAAAUGUUGCCAACAGAUGGGAGUGGCCUACAUCAGGUUUGACUACCAAGGCUUAGGAGAUUCCCGUGGGCAUCUCCAACCUGGAGGGAAGGCUUUUGAUGUUUGGAAGUCAGAUUCCUUAGCAGUACUCGAUGACCUUACAUCUGGACCCCAGAUCCUUGUGGGUUCAAGUAUGGGUGGAGCCUUGAUGAUACUCCUAGCUUUGGAGAGACCCCAGAGAAUAGCUGCUCUCAUCGGUGUGGCUACAGCGGUGAACUUCAAACAGCCUUUGAGCUACACUGAAAAAGAUAGAUCACAGGAAGCUGGUAACCCAACAGCAGAGGAAGUGAUGUAUGUGACACCACAAGAUUUUGUCGACAAGCGUUACCAGCGAUGCUUGAUGGAGGAUCAGUUGCAGAUUACCUGUCCUAUCAGGUUACUACACGGAAUGAAGGAUGACACGGUGCCAUACAUGACAUCAUUAGAUGUGGCGCAGAGAGUAGCCAGCAAAGACGUGGAUGUGUUGUUGAGGAAAGAUGGUAACCAUCGCAUGUCGCAAGAGAGAGACUUGCUAUUGCUGACCAGAACAUUGGAGACACUUGUGGAGAAAGUCCAGACUGAUUCCAUUCUUGGUGGAAAUAAACUGUAGCUUUCUGUCCUGCUCAAUCCAAAAUCUGCUAUGAGGGCCAAAGACACUUGUGAGCAGGUUCUAAAAAUUAUCAACUAGCCAUGUAUUUGCGCUCAUGUGCACGUACACACGGGAAAAUGUCAAAUAUAGUGUAAUUUGGCCAUAGAAUUGAAGCCCUGACUGUUGGAACAAUGCUCUUGGAUAGGUUACUACCAAUCAGUUACUUGCCAAAAGCACAUACAUGGCAAACUUAGUAUCAACGUGGAUGUGAGCGGGAUACCACGGCAGUUAUGGCAUCUUGGCAGAUUAGUCAAUGAUUGCUCAUUCUCAGUGCCCUACAAUGCUGGGAUGCUGGUUUCUGCUAAUUUUCUCGAAUUUCUGAUUGGUUGACUAUCUGCCUAACCAAUGAUAAUCUGAUGUAUUUACGUGUAUUCCCACAGUGCUUUGCAUUCAAGUGUUUGUUAAAGAGAUUAUCUGUGUCCUACAGCUAGGUUUGCCUAGACCUCAGGCUGUCAGGAGAACAAGGGAAUUACACAAAGAUUUACUUGGUCUUGGUUCCAACCUCCCUUUAGUUUAUUCCGCAAUCACAAACCAUGCCACCAUUACAGGGCACUAUCUCCAGACAAACCGCUAUCACCUGAAGGUCGUGCGUAUUUUGUUUGAUCUGGGGCGGCAACAGACUAUGGUUUCAAUGGUUGGACAUGCAUUGUUCAUAUCACAUGAGUGGUGAUUGGCAGAAAUUAUGCAAAUGACCUUCAACAUGCUGCUUCAUGUUCAUAACGUUAUUUUUUGAGACUGAAACAUCAUGCAAACAUGGUUUUCCCAGACACUCAGAGCCAAGUGCGCCAUGUGUACACAAAAUGUAUUUUUCUGUAGCCUGCUGGCCCAGCAGUCCAGAACUUUCAAAGACGGUGCAGAGAUAAUCAAAGCCAUGGGAUAGAUACAAGAUGAAUACUUGUGUGGUAAUUGGUGCCUUAAAGGCGUGUCACAACCACAUAGACGGCUUUUUAUGCAGAAAGUUUUGGACCGGAGAUGCCAUUUGUUUUUCAGUUCUCUUUUAAGUGAUGUCAUGAAGUGGCAUAAACAACUGAAGAUUCAAACGAUGCCUGUGAUUUACUCCCCGGAAAUUUUGGGAAGAAACAGUGACAAAUGGAAUGUCCAAGACCUUCGCCUAAAGUAAAAAAGGAAACAAAUAUAGUGCCCUCGUAGUAGCUUGAACCAUGAACUAAUCCAUUUUUGCCCAAAGGAGGAAUGGAAAGGUCCUGGAGCCAAGACUAAGAUCUGGUGACAAGCACUGUGUAUGUUACUUGUUACUGUGUUAUUGAUUUUAUGUGAAAGUCACAUAUGGUAAAUGCUGAAUAAAAGCAAAAGUGUGUGCCUAUGCCUUUUAAAAGUGAACUUGACAUGAAACAGGAUUUAUAUUAUAGUUGUUAAACAUUAAAAUGUAUCAAAAGGAAUUAAUAUUGCAAAGAAAUACAGAAGUACA